Messenger RNA from Notothenia coriiceps (black rockcod), 4640 nucleotides. RefSeq names its product neurobeachin-like. The record is from RefSeq and is a predicted model, not a curated record. NCBI's taxonomy places the organism in Eukaryota, Metazoa, Chordata, Actinopteri, Perciformes, Nototheniidae. Gene Ontology annotation, biological process: intracellular protein localization. Gene Ontology annotation, cellular component: cytosol; membrane. The transcript is spliced from 30 exons. Gene Ontology annotation, molecular function: sialyltransferase activity; protein kinase binding. The coding region runs from base 76 to 4524 and encodes 1482 amino acids.
GACUGCAGCGUGGACACCAGAGUCAGUGCCACCCUGCUGGCCUUCCUGGUGGAGCUGUUGAAGAGCUCAGUGGCGAUGCAGGAGCAAAUGCUUGGUGGGAAAGGCUUCCUGGUGAUUGGGUACCUGCUUGAGAAGUCGUCACGGGUUCACAUCACCAGAGCGGUCCUUGAACAGUUCUUGUCCUUCGCCAAGUAUCUGGAUGGUUUACCUCAUGGAGCGCCUCUUCUCAAACAGCUCUGUGACCAUGUCCUCUUCAACGCUGCCAUCUGGAUACACACCCCUGCCAAGGUCCAGCUAUCCCUCUACACAUACCUGUCCUCUGAGUUCAUCGGCACCGCCACCAUCUACACCACCAUCCGCCGCGUGGGCACCGUCCUGCAGCUCAUGCACACUCUCAAGUACUACUACUGGGCCAUCAACCCGCUGGAGUGCAGUGGAAUCAACCCCAAAGGCCUUGACGGACCACGACCAUCCCAAAAGGAGAUCAUCUCGCUCAGAGCCUUCAUGCUCCUCUUCCUCAAACAACUCAUACUAAAGGACCGAGGCGUGAAGGAGGACGAGCUGCAGAGCAUACUCAACUACCUAUUGACCAUGCAUGAGGAUGAGAAUAUCCACGACGUGCUGCAGCUGUUGGUGGCUCUCAUGUCUGAACACCCAGCGUCCAUGAUCCCUGCAUUUGACCAGAGGAAUGGAAUAAGGGUGAUCUGCAAGCUCCUGGCCUCUAAGAGCGAGAGCAUCCGAGUCCAAGCACUCAAAGUCCUGGGCUACUUCCUCAAGCACCUCGGUCACAAGAGGAAGGUGGAGAUAAUGCACACGCACAGUCUGUUCACACUGCUGGGGGAGAGGCUGAUGAUGCACACCAACACCGUCUCUGUCACCACCUACAACACUCUGUAUGAGAUUCUGACGGAGCAGGUCUGUACUCAGGUGGUGCACAAACCCCACCCUGAGCCCGACUCCACUAUCAAAAUCCAGAAUCCCAUGAUUCUGAAGGUAGUGGCCACCCUGCUGAAGAACUCCUCUCCCAGUGGCGAGCUGAUGGAAGUCAGAAGACUCUUUCUCUCUGACAUGAUAAAACUCUUCAGUAACAGCCGUGAAAACAGGCGGUGCCUGCUGCAGUGCUCUGUGUGGCAGGACUGGAUGUUCUCCCUCGGGUACAUCAACCCCAAGAGCCCGGAAGAGCAGAAAAUUACCGAGAUGGUUUACAACAUCUUCAGGAUCCUGCUGUACCAUGCCAUUAAAUACGAAUGGGGAGGGUGGAGGGUCUGGGUUGAUACCCUAUCCAUCGCACACUCCAAGGUGACCUACGAAGCCCACAAAGAGUACUUAGCCAAGAUGUACGAAGAGUACCAGCGGCAGGAAGAGGAGAACAUGAAGAAGGGGAAGAAAGGCUGUGUGUCCACCAUCUCCGGGCUCUCCGCUACAGCCGCCCCUGUUGUCAACGGCAACCUGGAGAUUGAUGACAACUCCCAGACGCAGACACCUGAGAGCGAGGCUGAGUACAGCGAGGGGGCCGGCGCAGACUCUCGCAUCCUCCUGGCAGAAGGAGCUGUGAAGCGACCCAACGGAGAGGCCCUGACGCCCGGAGAGCAGGCUGCCGGGCCCGGGGUCCGGGUGGAGGUCCACGACCUGCUGGUAGACAUUAAAGCAGAGAAGGUGGAGGCCACAGAAGUGAAGCUGGACGACCUGGACUUGUCUCCAGAAGGCCUUAGUGGAGGUGUGGGUGGAGGAGGUGUGGUAGAGAACGGACCUCUAGUGGAGGUGGACUCCCUGCUGGACAGUGCUUACUGCGCUGUAGUUCAAAACCUGAAUGGGAGUCUGGCGCCUAAAGAUGACACGCCAGGCUCAGGGGUCGGGAUGGGGUCGAGUAUGGGGCUUUCGGGAGUAAGCCUGGAGGAUGAUGGGAACAUGGGUCCUCUCAUCACACUGGCUGACGAGAAGGACAGCGUCCCGAGCAACAACGGAUUUCUCUUCAGCAAGGUUGACGAGAAGCUUCUUCCAGCUCUGGCAGCCACAGACCUUGUGCUGCCGAGUCCGGACCAGCCCACCAACAGCGCCAGUGAUGACCUCAGCCUGCUGGCCCACAUGACCACCUGUGGCUCAGACUUAACGCAGAGCCAGAGCCACACUUCUGGAGAUCUUCCAGAGGACGGGCCCUUCAAAAUCCAGAGCCCUCUUGCUGACAUCAGCUCUAUAGCUCAGGCUGAGAGCCAAGCUCUGAUCCAGGCAGCAUCAAGAGCAGAUUUCCCAGAGGGGGAGGGCCCAUCCGGGGCCGAGGGAGAGGCUGCUGGGCUUAAGGCUGGGGACUCAGCCAGCACCACCUCGGACACUGAGAGGUCAGAUGAUGGGAAGGACAAGGACACAAAGAAGAUACAAACUACAGCGACCACUCAGGCCCUCCAUGGUCGCACCGCAGCCCAGCUGGAGCGGGACCUCCGUGUGGACCUGGGCUUCAGGGGCAUGCCCAUGACGGAGGAGCAGCGCCGGCAGUUCAGCCCCGGCCCCCGCACAACCAUGUUCCGCAUCCCAGAAUUCAAGUGGUCUCCGAUGCACCAGAGGUUGCUCACUGACUUGCUGUUCGCCCUGGAGACUGAUGUGCAUGUGUGGAGGAGCCACUCCACCAAGUCGGUGAUGGAUUUUGUGAACAGCAAUGAGAACAUCAUCUUCGUCCACAACACGAUCCACCUCAUUUCUCAGAUGGUGGACAACAUUAUCAUCGCCUGCGGGGGCAUCCUGCCUCUCCUGUCUGCUGCUACCUCCCCUUCUAGUUCUAAGAGUAGUGCCAACCCUAAGGCAGGAGGAGCCGGACCCCAGAGGGGGUCAAAGGGAGAGGAGGUGACCCCUGUUCCUGGGGGAGGAGGCGCAGGGGGAGAGACGGAGUUGGAGAACAUCGAGGCGACUCAGGGCAUGUCUUCGGAGACGGCGGUCACCUUCCUGUCUCGACUCAUGGCCAUGGUGGACGUACUGGUGUUUGCCAGCUCUCUCAACUUCAGCGAGAUUGAAGCAGAGAAGAACAUGUCGUCAGGAGGGCUGAUGAGGCAAUGCCUCCGUCUGGUGUGCUGCGUGGCAGUGAGGAACUGUCUGGAGUGCCGGCAGAGACAGAGGGAUCGAAGCUGCAAAUCCUCCUUAACCAGCAGCAAGUCGCAGGACAGCCUCCACAGUGCCUCCACCAACAGCAAGCAGGAUCCAGACAGACUCCUGCAGGAUGUAGACAUCAAUCGUCUUCGAGCUGUUGUUUUCAGAGAUGUGGAUGACAGUAAGCAGGCUCAGUUUCUGGCGCUGGCAGUGGUCUACUUUAUCUCCGUUCUCAUGGUGUCUAAGUACCGGGACAUUUUGGAACCCCAGCGGGAGAUUGGCAGGUCCACCAGCCUAUCAGGGAGAAGCAUUCGCCACGAGAUCAACUCCCCAACCAGUACAGAGCACCCAUCCACAGGCUUCUCUGACAAACAGACCCCCACCCCCGUGGACGACUCCCCCCGCGCUGGCAUCCCUCACACGGACUCAGGCAUCGGGGAGGAGGGCCAUGUGGCCGGGUCCCUGAACGGCUCGGAGAUGGGCCUGGGGCUCGGCCUGGGCCUGGUGGGGAGAGAGACGGACAGAGACAGAGACAGAGAGAGAGACAUGGGGGGAGGGGGCACCGACCUGCUGUGUAGCCUGUCUGACGUCAGGAGGUCACAGGAGAGCCUUCUGGACUCGCCCCACAACCCCAACAUCAGCCAAGCCCCGCCUUCCUCCAUCUCCAGCAUCAGCCAGACCAACAAAGGCAUCAAUGUCAAGGAGAUCCUGAAGAGCUUGGUGGCAGCUCCAGUCGAUGGCGGUGAUUUGGGACAGGACUCCGGGCCGACGCCCUAUCACCCCGACCCUGCCCUGAAAACACACCCCAUGCUGCCCAUGCAGUUCCACUCCUUCGACAGGAGUGUAAUGGUUCCAGUCAAGAAGCCGCCACCCGGCAGCCUGUCAGUCAACACGGUGGGCACGCCCACCACCAGCGGAUCAGCCGCCGCCGGCAGCACCCCCAAUAUAUUUGCUGCUGCGACAGCAACCCCCAAGAGCAUGAUCAACACUACAGCUGGCAGAUUCUUGCUAGUCGCACCGUUGACGAAUGACGAUGAAGAGGAGGAGGAAGAGGAGGCAGAGUCUGUGGCACCUAGGCAGGACAGAGAGCACAAUUAUGGAUCUUUUCUGUGUGACAGUUUGGACUGUAAGACUUGCAUCAUCGUAGGGAAUGGAGGAAUCCUCGCCAACAAGUCUCUGGGACAGAGGAUCGAUGAGUUCGAUGUGGUGGUCAGGUUAAACGAGGCUCCAGUGAAAGGCUUUGAGAAAGAUGUGGGCUCCAAGACCACCAUGAGGAUCACCUACCCAGAGGGGGCCAUCCAGAAGGCAGAGCGCUACGAGCCUGAGUCCCUGUUCGUCCUCUCUGCCUUUAAAGCUCUGGACUUCAAGUGGCUGCGACACAUGAUUUUCAGCCAGAAGCUGGUAAGGCAGCUUCAAAAUAAUUCAGGGUGUGUGCUGCAGCGAAUGUAGCUAUAGGCUGGUGGUGUACAGUGCAGUAUUUUCACACAAUUUAUUCACAAAUCUCAAAGCUUUUCAUGCCUUCAGACUAGGGGUGCACCGAAUGGGAAAUUCUUGGCCGAAACCGA